Messenger RNA from Hevea brasiliensis (rubber tree), 1134 nucleotides. RefSeq names its product gamma-interferon-responsive lysosomal thiol protein. The record is from RefSeq and is a predicted model, not a curated record. Gene Ontology annotation, molecular function: oxidoreductase activity, acting on a sulfur group of donors, disulfide as acceptor. The transcript is spliced from 5 exons. NCBI's taxonomy places the organism in Eukaryota, Viridiplantae, Streptophyta, Magnoliopsida, Malpighiales, Euphorbiaceae. Bases 70 to 855 code for a protein of 261 amino acids.
CUUUAUUUUUUAAACAUGAAAAUUGUGUAAGGAGUCUGAUUGCUCAUCCCCUCCCUCCAAAAGUCCCAAAUGGCUUCAGUUUGUGGUGCAGCAAAAACCUUCUCUUGUUUGUUUUACCUUUUAUUAUUAUUUAGCUUCUCCUCUUCGACUUCUUCAGAUUCAGGAAAAGUCUCCUUGGGAUUAUACUAUGAAUCCCUGUGUCCUUACAGCGCCAAUUUCAUUGUCAAUGAUCUGAUUGAGCUCUUUGAAGAUGAUGAGCUCUUUUCCAUUGUAGAUCUCUACCUCUCCCCUUGGGGUAAUGCCAGACUCAACGGCAAUGACUCCUUCGUUUGCCAGCAUGGUCCUUUCGAAUGCCAUUUGAAUACCGUGGAAGCUUGUGCAAUUCAUGUUUGGCCUCAGUUGGAGGAUCAUUUUCGUUUCAUCCAUUGCAUUGAGUCUCUGGUGUAUGAGCGCAAAUACCCCCAAUGGGAAUCAUGCUUUGAGACAUUGGGUUUGGACCCAAAACCCAUAGCUGAUUGCUACAGUAGUGGAUAUGGCAAAGAGCUUGAAUUACAAUAUGCAGCUGAAACAAAUGCCCUGCAGCCUCCUCAUCGAUAUGUGCCUUGGGUAGUGGUGGAUGGGCAACCACUUUAUGAGGACUAUGAAAAUUUUAUAAGCUACAUCUGCAAGGCCUACAACGGCACUGCUGUACCCAAAGCUUGCAGCGACGAAUCUCGUAAUGCAAUCCAGAGGGGUAAAGCAAGACCAAAGAUUCCAGUUUGCUAUAAGGAGAGAGAGAUGUCAACUGUAUCGGAACAAAUAAUAUCUGCCAUAUCAUUGUGGAUGAAGCGGACGAUCGGGGAUGCUUCAUUAUAGAUGCUUCUAAAGUCUAAUUACUGGUGCUGGGAUCGAGUGAUUGUUGGUUUCCUAGUCGUUAAAUUUGCUGAAUGCAGUUAAAAAUGUAAUAUAAAAUCUGCUUCUCUGUAGUCUGAGUUAAUAAAUUUCUUUUUAGAAUUCAACAUCAUCUCUAAUUGUGGCUGAAGUUUAUUUCACUAUCCCAAUAAAUGCAGAACUCAACAGCAUGAUACCUUGAGUAAUUCCUGUAACAUAUUCAAUUAUACAUGAAAUGCACUUGGAGAUGCUUUCCUACCUAAA